This is a messenger RNA of Olea europaea var. sylvestris, 669 nucleotides long. RefSeq lists its product as uncharacterized. The coding region runs from base 1 to 669 and encodes 222 amino acids. The record is from RefSeq and is a predicted model, not a curated record. NCBI's taxonomy places the organism in Eukaryota, Viridiplantae, Streptophyta, Magnoliopsida, Lamiales, Oleaceae. The transcript is spliced from 3 exons.
AUGGUGGAGAAAGGCUAUACAGAACCUACAUCUAAAGCUGAUGAAGACGUAUUAAAUGCAGCUAAAAAGGCAGCACUCAAGGAAGCAAGGAAGAAAGAUCAGAGGGCCCUGUAUCGAGAAGACAAUGAGAAUUUGCCUAUAGAUGUUGAAAAGGAAUUUGAAACAUUGGAGAUGCUUGAUAGUGAGUCAAUCUUGGAGUAUUUUACUCGAGUCCUCACUAGAGUGAAUAAUAUCAAGCGCAAUGGAGAAAAGAUCCAAGAUUUACAGAGAUCCAUGAACAACGGAUCAAUAAAAAAACUUCAUCAAAAUCUCUUGAUCAAGCAUUGCAAUCAAAGCUUUCUCUUUAAGAAAAUAAAGGAAAUGAAGGAAAUUCACGACCAAGUCGAGGAAGGAGCCAAUUUCAAAGAGGACGAGGUUUUAAUAAUAGAGGAAGAGGAGGAAGAUUUAACAUCAAUGGUGGACAUGAAAUUCAACAACAAUUUUAUCAGAGAGGAAGAGGACAAUAUAGAGGUCGAGGUAGAGGACAAAAAAGAUGCAGAAAUGGUCUUAAUCAUCAAAUUGGUGACAAAAGGAAUGUCUAGUUAUAAUUGUCAUAAGUAUAGACAUUAUAGCAACAAAUGUCAUGCAAAAAUUGCCGAAGUUGAAGUGCGAAAAUACCAACUUUGGUGA